AAACUUAUUAUUCCUUCGAGAAUACUGUGUUAUAAUGGAUAAAGCUUUCGAAAUACAAAAACAAGUGCGGGAUAAUGUUAAGACAUUGGAAACAUACUUGACAGAUUUGCAAAAUUGGGAAGCGGAGAUGAAACGCAAAGAAGCCGCCCUCAACGGCGAAUUUGAGCAGGAUCUACCACCUGUAAGAAGCAAGAUAAAGAGAGACAAGCCAGUUGUAGUUAGCAAAAAGCCAGAGAAGAGGAUAUCAUCAUCUGAUUAUCAGUCUUGGGAGAAAUUUGACGUAGAUAAAGCAUGUGAAGAGAUAGAUAUGGCAGAGGUGGGUCCAGUGUCGCUCGAUAGCAAAAAGAGUCAGGCAGCAAAACAGGAGAAGUUGAGAGAGGAAGCUCAGUAUGAGAAGGAGAGGGGCAAUGCAUUUGUGAGGCAGGAUAAAUUGGAUGAAGCCAUAUCGUGUUACAGUAGAGCCAUCGAAUUAGUCAAAGAUGAUGCUAUCUAUUUUGCUAACAGAGGCUUGUGCUACCUCAAAAAAGACAGUUUACACCAAGCUGAAACAGAUUGUUCAGAGGCGAUCCGCCUUGAUCCGACAUACGUGAAGGCAUUCCAACGUCGCGCUACCGCCCGAGAGCGUCUCGGCUCUCUCAGAGCGGCGUCACAGGAUCUGAACGAGGUGUUGAAGUUGGAACCACAUAAUCUAGCGGCCAAGAGACAGCUGGAGACGAUCAAAAUCAGGAUGGGGACUAAAGGCUUAAAAUCUAAAUGCUCUCCAUCAUCAACGCCAACGAUAGAGAACAAUCCCAUGAUAAAACCCAAACCAAAGCUGCAGCCAAAAAUAAUUGAACUGCCUGACGAACCAGCCAAGACAGAACUGUCACCGUUGGACAAAUGGAGGGAGGGAAUCGGUGAAAGAAUCACUGUUAUUACACCAGUGAACAAACCACCCCAUCUAAGAUCUAAGAGACCACUAAAAUCUAUCGCCAUUCAAGAAAUACCAUUAAGCGAGUUAUCUCCCAAAAGGCCAGCCACUCGAAUGAAGAUAAUUGAAAUAGAAAACAAUUUAGAACGCGGGGAUACAAAUAAUAAUGAUUCGAACAAAACUGGUGAUGCGGAAAUGGUGGAUAAUAAAGGUAAAGGAGAUUCGAGUCCGGAAUCUGUGAAGUUGAUAACAGAUAUACGUGUCAACGAGAAACGGGACUGUGUAAAAAAUAUGACGCCGCCGCUGACCAGUGUCCAGUUCAUGGCGGAAUGGAAAUAUCUGAAAGGGAAUGACGCCGCUAGAAGUGAUUACUUGAGUGUGAUAGACCCAUCAAAAAUUCCUACGAUCUUCGAGAACGCUCUAGAAAGCGACGUGCUGUCUGACGUGUUACGUAUCCUGCAUCAGUACACGGACAAGUUCAAAGAGAAGACAGUGUCUGCCUACCUCCGGGGGCUCUGCACCGUGAAGAGGUUCUCAGCGUUAGCCAUGUUCCUAUCCAGCAGUGACAAGCAAGUCCUGACAAACCUGCUCCAACACUGCAAGACGGCUGAGAAUGCCAGUGACGACGAAAUACAAGAUCUGAAAAACAAAUAUGAAAUUUAAAGACUACUAGUGUUAGAAUAGGUAUGAAAAUUGUAAUUCCGUUACUACCUUCACAUGGAUGGUGAUAGACACAUAUCCUUCACUAGUCACUAGUCCCAACUACUUACACUCCACUCCACAGGGGUAAAUGGAUUGUUAGGAAUAGAGGUCUAACAGCCCAGUGCGUGAAAUGUAUCUAGGACCUGUCAAAUCGACUUCCAUGUGUGUACCCCUGGAAACCGUCGAAGUAUAUAUAAUUUUUUUAUGAAUUCGUCAGUGUGGAUCCACUGAUCUGCUUUCAUCCUCACCUAUCAUCUCUCACUGGUGUCUCACCAGCGUAUACCGGUGGCGCAGGCGGGGUCCCAUUCCAUUUCCUCUAAUUCCCAUUUUUAUUCUCCUUAAUUCUCCCCGUCGUAUUCUUUUUAAGGGAUUAUUAUGAAAUGGUAAUCCCGUCAGUUCUAUCGGUAUAUCCUGUGGCACCAGCGAAGGAUGAUAGAUGAAGUUUCACGAACGUCAUGAUGGUUUCCAGGGGGUACUGCGUGGCGGUUAUCUUCACAGAGUUGCUAGUAGUUCGAAUUACUAACAAUCCCUUCCCCCCCCCCCCCACUCCCUUCGUGUUGCAAGUGUUCAUGAGAGAUUAUGAUCUAACUGAGCCUCCACAACAGUAAAACAAUCUAUGUUAAUGUAAUAAUGGCCAUAGGUUUACUAAUUACUAGGUAGGUAUAGGCGUGAAUUUACUGGGCACAGAGGAAUAACAACACAUGGGGGGUAUCAUGGGCGAAACAGUAUAGUCUGUUAUGUCCAUGGUACUGCUCAUGUCUAUAGGAUAGGCGACGGUUACCACUUUUCAUCAGGUGGGCCGUCAGCUUAUUUGCCAUUCUAAGUUAUAUAAAAAAAAACUAAUUGUCUUCAUAGAGCCACCAGAGAUACGCUCCCAAAAUAUAGUAUUAUGUAUUUUUAAUAAAUUCAAAAUAUGAACAACAAUCUUAUUAAAAGAAAUAUAUCAAACGUUACUUACGACAAGUAUUUGUUUUAAUUCGCCAUUAUAAUGGCGGAUUUAUACAAAUCAGAUUACUAGAUAUAAUGAAUGAAUUUUCAGUUUUUUAUUUUUUUUAUUUUAUUAUAAUUUAAAUUUGUAAUGUAACAAACAAAAUUAAUUUUAUUAUUUCAUGAAAGACAAAACAUUAAAUGUUUGUUUAUGUUUAUAAGGCUUCAAUACGAAUAAUUGUUAUAAUUUUAUUACAGUAGAAUCUCGAUUAUACGAAUCGAAUAAAACUAGGGCUAUUCCGUAUAAUCGAAAAUCCGGAUAAUCGAUUUCAAAGUGAAGUCAAACAAUAAUUAUAUUUUAAUAUUUAUUUUUAAUUAUGUAAAGGCCUUUACAUAAGUCGUUUAGACAAUACGAUAUAAAAAAAAAUUACGAACUAAUAAGAUAAUUUACCCUAUUAAUAUAUGAUUCCAUUUUCAAAUCGAAAAUUAGUGCCGUAGGAAUAAGUCCGGAUAAUCGAAUAUUCGGAUAAUCGAGAUUCAACUAUAUUACAGGGAAACUCAUAAUGUAGGCAAAAAAUCACAUGCAUAACUAUCUUAUAUAUAAAAAUCACGUGUCAUCAUGUUUAUGAUCGAACUCCUCCGAAACGGCUCGACCGAUUUUUAUGAAAAUUUUAUGUAUAAUUAGUAGGUAUGAGAAUAAGUCGUAAAGUAUAUUUCAUACCGCUAGGUGAUUAGGGUGUCCCUAUCCGGAAAAAAAUAUGUGGCAGAACAACGUUUGCCAGGUCAACUAGUUAUUUAUAUAAAUGACAAUCCAAAUGGCUUAUAUAAACAGUAAGCUAUUAGCUCAAUUUUAUUAAAAAUGGCGGAAUACAAUAAAUGAAUUAAUUUCACAGACUAUUGCAAUAGUAGGAUAUUUGAAUUCACUCAUUUGAGUCGAUUAGUUUUCUUAAGUUGGCAAUAGGGUCGAUUCUGAGGCGCAUUUUCUGAAUUUGAUUGUAAAAUUAAAAUUUACAAUUUGUUAUAACAAUGAUAUGUUUAUUCGAAGGAUUGAAGUAAAUGUUAUUAUAAAUUUAUUUUAUAGUGAUCGAAUAAAACUGUUACAUCUAAUAAACUAUCAAAUUAAAAUGUUCGUAACAGACUCGGCCCUAUUGUAAAGUUUAGUGUAAUUUUUUUAUUGGUGCAAAUUGAAUUUCGUGUUUCUGUGAUUAUUUCUUUAAGUGUCAAUAAAUAUUUUUUAAUGAA
Messenger RNA from Galleria mellonella (greater wax moth), 3781 nucleotides. It is a transcript of the gene spag, whose product is annotated as RNA polymerase II-associated protein 3-like. NCBI's taxonomy places the organism in Eukaryota, Metazoa, Arthropoda, Insecta, Lepidoptera, Pyralidae. Gene Ontology annotation, molecular function: protein binding. The coding region runs from base 35 to 1573 and encodes 512 amino acids. The transcript is spliced from 9 exons. The record is from RefSeq and is a predicted model, not a curated record.